This is a messenger RNA of Phoenix dactylifera (date palm), 3229 nucleotides long. Lineage: Eukaryota; Viridiplantae; Streptophyta; Magnoliopsida; Arecales; Arecaceae. The record is from RefSeq and is a predicted model, not a curated record.
UUGGAAAAAAAAUUAGAAAACAGAUAAGAAACAACUAGCUACUCUGUUUCCGUGCAGCCGAGCUGUCAUGUCAAAGAUAAAAGAUAUGAGAACGAGAGGAAAUGCAAGGGGGGGGCGCACAAGCCAGUAGGCCCAACUGAUGCUUCCGUUUCACAUGGCAAUAUGGCAUGUAUAUCUUACUGUGCGCAUGAAAAUGAUGCCUCAAUUAUCCAUUGCCAACAGAUUGCGCCGAGCAAUUGAUACGUUGGAAAAUCAUGAGAGAAAAUUCCAACCAUGUCAGAUGCUUGGAAACUUCAUCGAACCACAGGCCCGGUGCAGACAAAAUAACAAUCAUGCUGAUUUUCUUGUGCCGAACAAAAACCCUUCAGGCUAAACAAGACUAACAAGAAAUGGCAUCCGCCCUCCUCUGCCCCCUCUUGCCUCUCAUCCUCCAAAUUGUACUAUUACUAAGUCCUUCGUGCACUUCAACCGAAGGCAUAAGCUUGGGUUCCUCCCUCACCGCUCAGACUGGCCAAACAACUGCCUGGUUCUCGCCUUCCGGUGACUUCGCCUUCGGAUUUCGACCCUUGGAAACCGACGGCAACCACUUCCUGCUCGCCAUCUGGUUCGACAAGAUAGAAAACAAAACCGUAGCUUGGUAUGCAAAUGGAAACCAAUCGGUGCGAGCUGGGGCUGCAGUGGGGCUCGCCACCGACGGGAAGCUCUCGCUCCAGGACGAUGACGCCGAGGAGGUGUGGAGCGUCAGAGGCAACGGUACCGUUGCAUACGCCGCCAUGCUCGAUAACGGCAACUUUGUAUUAGCAAGCAGCGAUGGCUCGGUCCGAUGGCAGAGCUUCGACAACCCCUCCGACACCAUCUUGCCAUCCCAAGUUCUGGGUCCGGGUAAGGAGCUCCGAUCCCGGCUUAUGUACACCGAUUACUCCGGCGGACGGUUCGAGCUCAGCAUCCAAAGCGACGGCAAUCUGACGUUCUAUCCGGUGGAUAUUGUGUCUGGCUAUCCAUAUGAUCCUUACUGGGCUUCCGGAACGAGUUCGAAGGGAUCGCAGCUUGUCUUCAAUGAGUCCGGUACCAUCUACUUGGCUCUACCUAACAACACCGUGCUCGUCAAUUUUACAUCGGGGAGAAUAGGCUCGGUCGGAGAUUUCUACCAGAGGGCAACACUCGACCCCGAUGGGGUCUUCAGGCAGUACGUCUACCCAAAGAACACGACUACGAGCGGCGGCGGCGGCGGCGGCUGGACCGUGGUCGAUUUCCAGCCCCCCGACAUCUGCCGAGAAAUCACAACGGCGACGGGGAGUGGCGCCUGCGGGUUCAACAGCUACUGUGUGUCUGGUGGUGGAGAUCGGAGCGUGGAUUGCAAGUGCCCACCUGACUAUGCUUUCGAGGAUCCAAGCAGGAAGUACGAAGGGUGCUUUCCAAAUUUUACGGCUCAGAUCUGUGGAACGAACGAGUCGGUGACAGAGACACUGUUCGAAUUGAAAGAGAUGAUCGAUGUCGAUUGGCCUUUAUCUGCCUAUGAGCAUUCCUCUCCUGUCGAUGAGGACGAAUGUAGAAGCAGAUGCUUGAGCGACUGCAACUGUGCGGUGGCCGUUUACGAGGUUGACGGCGAAAAUUGUUGGAAGAAGAGGCUCCCUCUCUCCAACGGAAAGAUGGGAUCCUAUGUGGACCGAAAGGCUUUCAUCAAAGUGCCAAAAGAAUCAAAAGAUUCUGCGGAGGGAGAUUCUAGUAAUAAGAAGUAUGUGAUUAUCAUAAUCCUUCCGUUACUUCUGGGAUUUCUCCUAUUGCUGUGCCUUGGACUGCUUGUCCGGAAGAAGCUGAGAAAACAAGGUAUAUUGCAUGACUCACACUUGGAUGAAAGCAGAGAAAAGGACCUGGACUUGCCUUUAUUUGAUAUAUCUAUAAUAGAAAGCGCUACCAACGUCCUCUCCAAUGAUAAUAAACUUGGUGAGGGUGGGUUUGGGCCCGUUUACAAGGGUCAAUUGGUAGAUGGACAAGAGAUUGCUGUCAAGAGAUUGUCUAAGGAUUCUGUACAAGGAUUGGAUGAGUUUAAGAAUGAGGUUAUGUUGAUAACCAAAUUGCAACACAGAAACCUUGUGAGACUUCUUGGUUGCUGCAUUCAAAAUGAGGAAAGAAUGCUGAUCUACGAGUACAUGCCAAACAAGAGCCUGGACACCUUCAUAUUUGAUAGAACAAAACGUACAUUGUUGAAUUGGCAAAAGCGUCAUGAUAUCAUUAUAGGAAUUGCUCGAGGACUUCUUUACCUUCAUCAAGAUUCAAGGUUAAGAAUAAUUCAUAGGGACCUCAAAGCAAGCAACAUUUUGCUGGAUAAGGACAUGAAUCCGAAAAUUUCAGACUUUGGCACAGCAAGAAUUUUUAGAGGAGAUCAGAAUCAGGAGAAUACAAGAAGAGUAAUUGGGACAUAUGGGUAUAUGUCACCAGAGUAUGCAAUGGAUGGUAUCUUUUCAGUCAAAUCUGAUGCUUUUAGCUUCGGUGUCAUAGUAUUGGAGAUCUUAAGUGGUAAGAAAAAUAGAACGUUGUAUGAUGCCGAAUCUUCUCUGACACUUUUAGGACAUGCAUGGGAACUAUGGGAGGAGGGUAGAAGUUUGGAGCUGCUUGAUGAAGUAAUGGAAUGUCCAUAUCCUGUGUCUAGAGUAUUGCGAUGUAUGCAAGUUGGUCUUUUGUGUGCUCAGGAAGGCAGUAAAGAUAGGCCAACGAUGGCAGAAGUGGUUUUGAUGUUAAGCAAUGAAGGUGUGGCACUACCCCAGCCUAAACGGCCUGCUUUCUGCGUAGGAAGGACUUUACCAGAAAGAGAAUGGUCUUCCUCAGAGCACAAUUCAUGUGCAGCAAUUGAAAGUACAGCUACAAUGUUUGAAGGUCGAUGAUUAACUCGCCUCAACAAAUUUUUUUGAUGAUUUUACCACUUGGUAACCAAAAUAUAAGUAGGUCGUGUUGGAUAGGGUUGAGUUUGUUAAUACAAAAAUUAUAAUUUUGCAUAUAUGGUAGGAUGGACUAUCUUGAAAACCUGACUUCUCCCAGCUGUAUUAUUUCUUAGCAAGGGCCAAGACACUUGCAGUCUGUACUACAGGGAGAAGGCAAAGAAUACUCAUUGGUUAUUUUCCAUUGUAAUGUAGCUGGAUUCAUCAGAUGGCUUCAUAUCGUUCACACCCAUACCAUAUCUUGCACAGUUCAUUGCUUAAUAUAUUAAAAAGAAAGUAUUUCUAUUGUUCAA